Messenger RNA from Ilyonectria robusta, 573 nucleotides. RefSeq lists its product as uncharacterized. Bases 1 to 573 code for a protein of 190 amino acids. NCBI's taxonomy places the organism in Eukaryota, Fungi, Ascomycota, Sordariomycetes, Hypocreales, Nectriaceae. The transcript has a single exon. The record is from RefSeq and is a predicted model, not a curated record.
AUGAAGCUCCUAGCCUCGAGUCUCAUUUGGCUUGCUGCGUCAAACGUGGUCCAAGCAUUUACCUGGUCGGUGCCUCCGGACAUUGAGGACGGCAUCUACACUAUCGGCUUUCAUGAGGACGAUACGAAUAUGACGAUCCCGCUUAUCCAUCGACGUGGCGACAUAGAACAUCAUGCGGAACUGGAACACCAGGGAGUUAAUACCCUUGCAGCACGCCACUUACCACUCCCAAUCUCAAGGAAAGGGUGCAUCAAGGGAUUUCCCAAGCUAGAUGCCGACGAUUACUAUGCAUCCAAAGUGGCUUUGAACAACUGGUGCAGUCGCGGUAAUACUGCUUUCAGAGCUUAUGCAACGUUGGCUCGCAAGGGCACCGUCUUGGUUUGGAUGUGUAGCUUCGGCUGGUUUGGUUACGAAAGCCCAUGCUCUACUGAUGAGCUUGAUGCGGCCGAGGGGGUUUGGAAUGCGACAUGCGGCCAUGACACCGGGGCCUUUGUCGCCAUGAGGAAAUGGGCCAAGACUUAUGGCCGGUCCCAUAAAGACCUGAACAAGGUCGAAUGCAAGAACUAUUGGUGA